Molecule: messenger RNA, 462 nt
Organism: Aspergillus bombycis
Lineage: Eukaryota; Fungi; Ascomycota; Eurotiomycetes; Eurotiales; Aspergillaceae
Product: ubiquitin-conjugating enzyme E2
Exons: 3
Coding region: 1-462 (153 amino acids)
Biological process (GO): protein polyubiquitination; proteasome-mediated ubiquitin-dependent protein catabolic process
Cellular component (GO): nucleus
Molecular function (GO): ubiquitin conjugating enzyme activity
Source: RefSeq, a predicted model, not a curated record
AUGUUUGCGGGCAAGCGCUUGAGCAAGAUGAAGGAACAUCUGCCACCCGGUAUAUCAAUAGCUAAAUCGGAGAAUCUGGAAGAGUGGCAGAUGGAUAUCCGAGUCCUGGACGACAAUCCGCUUUAUCAGAAUCAGAUCUAUCGGCUCAAGUUUACGUUCUCGUCCAAGUACCCAAUAGAGCCGCCGGAAGUCCAGUUCAUCGAGCUGCCUAACGCAUCUGAGACCCCUCGUCCGAUCCCGAUCCACCCGCACAUAUACAGCAACGGAAUCAUAUGCCUAGACCUACUAAGCUCUGCAGGUUGGUCACCUGUACAAACAGUUGAGAGCGUCUGCAUGAGCAUUCAAAGCAUGCUGACCGCAAACACGCGCGACGAACGACCUCCAGGCGACAGUGACUUCGUCUCGUACAACCGACGCCGGCCCCGUGACAUCAACUUCUUCUACGACGACGACAACGUAUAA